UCCAAAAACAAGAUGGCGGACAGAUAAACGCAGUUAAAAAAGUUAUCGUCGCUUUUCAGUAAAACAACAUGAAAGAUCUUCGAGAAAAACUCAACAAAAGUCAAGAAAAGCACAACUCAAGUCAGAAUGUUAACAGAAAGAGAAGUAAUUCAGGCUCAUUUGUCGAGAAAAGCAAGCAUUUGAGUAUGGACCCGGAUCUGGAGAUCCACAAAGUCCAACAAGGCAUAAAGCAACGAAUACUAUUUGACAGGGAAGAUUGCGAAAGAAUUGAAGCUAAGAUCGAUGAAGUCGUUCAACAAGCAAACGAAGGAGCUUUCAAGGACAAAACUGUCGAUAGAGCUCCAUUGAGAGUGAAAUAUUUCUUCGGUGAAGGUUAUACCUACGGCAAGCAACUAGUUCAGCGAGGACCUGGCGGAGAAAAACUUUACCCUAGAGGUGAAGUCGACGAGAUUCCACAGUGGAUUCACGAAAUGGUCAUCUCAAGGCUCAUUAAAGCUAGAAUUGUUCCUAAAGGGUUCAUAGACAGUGCAGUUAUCAACGACUAUCAGCCCGGUGGUUGUAUCGUAUCCCAUAUCGACCCUUUGCACAUCUUUGAUCGUCCUAUCGUAUCGUGUUCGUUCUUUAGCUCCUGUUCGCUUAGCUUUGGUUGUAAAUUCGUCUUUAAACCAAUUCGCACAUCGCCGCCAUUACUGUCUCUGCCAUUGCCUCGGGGUUCUGUAACCACAUUAAGUGGAUAUGCAGCUGAUGAAAUAACCCAUUGUGUAAGACCUCAAGAUGUUGUCUCAAGACGUGCUGUUAUCAUAUUGAGAAGAGUUUAUCCCGAUGCUCCUCGUCUUGAACCAUUUAUGAUCAAGUCAUAUGGUCAAGAAAACUUUGUACAAGAUGCAGAGAAUCCAACCUCUCCUUCUGAAAGUCCACAGAAUGUACAUGCCUCUGAAUCAAUAGUGCAAGAAGACUCAGAGGGAAGCGAUAAAGAAACUGAGCAAGUGAGUGAUUCUGAAACACCCAAAAGAAGGCGCAUUGUCUUACAACGAGGGUACAAGCUGGAUGGGUCCUCACGGAAAGCCAAAGAAUAAAAGCUUAUCGACAGAUUGAACAAUUGAGUAUUUCCCAGAGAAAUUCAAUAGAAGGUGCAUUGUACAUAGUGAAACUCUUUGAUGUUGCUGUUUGACGAUUGCAUCUGGAAUGCAAUAAUGUUAGAAAUAAAUCUAGUUUCAUGUAAUUUGCUGCUGGACAACUUUACUAUUGAUAUUACUUUGUCUCUCCACUACAGUAAGGCGUGAACUUUAUUUACAAAUAAUUUUAGUACAGUUUCCAAUAUCAGAUGGCCUAUCUGGUUACACUGUAAAUCUGCGAAACACACAAUGAUGAUACUAUAAUGAUUUUUUUUUGAUAGAUGACCAAUUUUAAAUGAACUCUUAACAUUUAUGGCAGCUCCAUUUGAAGAAAUUAUUGUGUUUUACUAAUGAUGUAGCUGUCGCAACAUCACACAUGUUGAUAUCAACAAAGAUAUUUUAUCAAACGACACACAAUUAUUGAAAAGAUUUGAAAUAAAGUUUAAUAUCUAACUGUUUUUUAGAGAGACAUUGAUUUGGGUAUAACAGCUAUAAUUUGUUCUUGUUAUUAAUGCUUUGAUAUGAAAGAGUCUUUGAGCACUAUGCUGUAGAGUUAAAUUUGAAUUUGUGGGCUCAUUCUAGGUACUACAGAAUGUAGUAUUUCAAACUUUCAAAAAUGCGCAUUUAUUUAUCCUUGGAGAGAGAUUUGAUGGCCUAGUGAAUAAGGCAUUGGACUUUGGGUCUGCAAUGUGGGUUCAAUAGCUAACUUGCGAAUUUGGCCUCAUUAGACAUACACAAAGGAAUCAAGACGAAGCGCCGUGCAUAAAGCUCAGACAUUCAUGAAAUGACAAUAGUUUUUCAAGAUUGACUGAGCUUUAAGCACAGCACCUUGUCUUGAUUCUUUUGUGUUGACUACUGAGGUGAAAUUUGCAAAUUGGCUAUUCACAUCACAUUCUCAGACAAAAUAUCUAUUUCCUGUAACACUGUGAAAGGGUCUACAUUUGUUUCAAUUGAAAUGCUUGCUGAUUUGCAUGGAGCUGCUUACAUAUUUUGUGUCAAGUAUUAGUUGAUAAGUAUACCUAUUAUUACACUUACUAUUCUGAGUUUUACUCAAAGAAAAAUUCAAUAUAUUGUUAGAAAGAGUUUAUCUUAAGUUAGCCUUGCACACCAAGAAAAUUUGUACUUUCGUUACAAGAAACGUCAUAUUGAAAUAACAUUAUUGUUAAUGAUAGCUGUAUGUUACUCUAGCUUUCAUCCUCUCUGUGUGUACCAAAGUAGGGGUAUGCAGCAAUCACUGUACAUAUGGUUUUGAAAAAAUACCAAACACUUCAAAAAAGACUUAAAAUAGCAAAUUUCUAAUAAUUCUCCAUUUCAUGACCUUUAGUCAUUCCUUCAUUCUUCAUAAAGAACCUAUUUUCUUUUAUCCUUUUUCAUUUGUUCCAAAAUUUAUCAUACAUGGCUAUGAAAUCAUAGAGAAUAUAUAUGUAUUAUAUUUUAGAGGAGCUUAAUAGUGUUUAAUUUAUAUGAUCAGCUAUAAUUGUAUAUCUGAAGUAAUUUGUAAUAAAUGCGUUUAGAGAGAGUAA
This is a messenger RNA of Exaiptasia diaphana, 2638 nucleotides long. Its product is annotated as RNA demethylase ALKBH5. Gene Ontology annotation, biological process: mRNA processing; mRNA export from nucleus. The coding region runs from base 69 to 1076 and encodes 335 amino acids. Gene Ontology annotation, cellular component: nucleus. NCBI's taxonomy places the organism in Eukaryota, Metazoa, Cnidaria, Anthozoa, Actiniaria, Aiptasiidae. Gene Ontology annotation, molecular function: oxidative RNA demethylase activity. The record is from RefSeq and is a predicted model, not a curated record. The transcript is spliced from 3 exons.